AUGGCACUGCGAUCCUUCGUGGACUCUGAAGGGCGCUCGGGCUUGAAGUUCUUUGAAUCGAUCUUCACCCACUUUGGCUAUGCUGUGCAAGACUCCUUGGUGAUCCCUGGCCUCUGCGUGAAUGCACGGUGGUAUGAACCGCCAGAAGAGAAGCUUGUAUUGAUGGUUGUCUUUGUUUCAGAGAUGCGGAUCAAGGAGCUCCCAGAAGUGGCGCAGGAAGUGCUUUUCCGUGGCCUGGCAUUCAUGGUGAUGGCUCCAAAAGUGCCCAGCAACGUCACUGAAACAUCACAUGAUGAUGCUAACACCUGUGAGGUCCUAGGCCACGUGGAUGGCUUCUACGAGCCCAGCCGCGCGGAAGGAGCCUUGGCGAAUGGCUCCGCGGCGGUGGCGGAGCUGCUGGAGACGCCGCCCUGGUGCCCCACCGCUGAAGAGCAGUUCCUUGGGCGAACGAUGGGCUUCGGGGAUUCGAUGAUGGAUGCGGAGAGGAGAGGAAGGCAGACGCUGCACCAGUUGGCCAAGGAGCCACACUUGACAAAUGCCGUGGAGUACGCGGCCUGGACCUUGACCCACGGGCACCGCAUCAAUCACGUGACCAUUCUUUUGAACACCCUGGGUAUCGCUGGCGUCAACACCUUGGCAGAUCUCAACGCUUUACUCCAGUCGGAAGGAUUGGUCUUCAAUGCUGCUGGGGGCAGCGACGGCUUGACACAGGGCAGCGUUGAGGUGUCCUUGGAGCAGCAUGGUGCACUACAUUCCAGCUACAUUCGCUGCCUCAAGCCUUCAAGCGAUUGGUUGACCUUCGAUCCAAGCUUUGGCACAAGCAUGGCAAGCCACGGACACCCUAUCAAAAACCUCUACGGACUUACCAAGAUGGACAACUUGCGCCACAACUCGGUUGGGGAAACGAUCGUCUUUGGCAUGAAGGGCCAUGCCAUCGGCCAUGCCAACCAUUUCCAUGCGAAACAUUCGGAGCACAUUGGAGUGCACAACUUGUUUAAUGCACGCCGAUUCUCAGCAGACACUGCCCAGACGAUCCCAGGCAGAGCUCUACGAUCGCAGCUUCUGGGCUGA
This is a messenger RNA of Durusdinium trenchii, 1071 nucleotides long. The record is from the annotation of a GenBank genome assembly. Lineage: Eukaryota; Dinophyceae; Suessiales; Symbiodiniaceae.